Molecule: messenger RNA, 2175 nt
Organism: Python bivittatus (Burmese python)
Lineage: Eukaryota; Metazoa; Chordata; Lepidosauria; Squamata; Pythonidae
Source: RefSeq, a predicted model, not a curated record
AUGACUCCAACAUAUCAGCAUGUCCUGGCCUUAGAAUUUGCAAUCAACCAAAUCAACAGCAAUCCUCAAAUUUUACCCGAUCAUACUCUGGGCUUCCAUAUCUAUAAUAGCUACUUCAAUCCAACUUGGACCUAUCGGGCUUCAUUGGAACUCUUCUCUGCAAAAGCCCAAUUCAUCCCUAACUAUAACUGUGAUAUGCAGAACAAACCCAUAGCAGUUAUUGGAGGACCUACCUCUGAAGUAUGUCUACACAUGACUACCAUCCUGUCCCUCUACAAGAUGCCACAGCUAAUAUACGGGUCUCCUCCAGAAAUCAAUUCAAAAAACCAGGCUGCUUUACACCAACAGAUGUUCCCAAAUAGUGGCCAUCAAUACAAUGGUAUUUUUCAAUUACUGCUAUAUUUCAGAUGGAUGUGGAUUGGGGUAUUGACUGUGAAUAAUGACAAUGGUGAAAAAUUUGUACAGAAUAUGGUUUCCAUGUUUGUCCAGAAAGGUAUCUGCUCAUCCUUCAUUGAAAGAUUUCCAGUAAUGACUUAUACCAAUAACAUUUUUGACUUGGUGGAAAUGGGGAUUAAAAUGUACAAACGGAUGAUGAGGAGUACUGCUGAUACGGUGGUAGUUCAUGGUGAAAUUGAUCACAUAAUUACUCUGAGACUUUUAUCCAAAAGUCUGCACUCCUUAUGGACACAAAGUAAGGUCUGGAUUAUGGCAGCCCAGAUAGAUUUCACAUCACUCCCCUUUCAGAGAAUGGAAGACAUAGACUUUAUCCACGGUGCUCUGUCUUUUGCCAUUCACACAAAGGAGGUGCUGGGAUUCAGGAACUAUAUUAAUAUGAGAAAUCCUGUUUUGGAAAAAGAAAAUAGCUUGAUGAGGCUCUUCUGGAGAAAUGCCUUUCAGUGUUCUUUCUCAGACUCCAUGAUUGAUGAAGAAGAUGGGAUUCCCUGUACUGGAGAGGAGAAACUGGAGACUCUUCCUACAACUGUGUUUGAAAUGGACAUGACUAGUCACAGCUACUGCAUCUAUAAUGCAGUCUACGUGGUGGCACAUGCUUUGCAUGACUUCCAUGCAUCCCGAAUGAAAUACAGAGCAGGACAGCACAGAGAUAAUGAGAACCUUCUGAGUCAACAGCUGUGGAAGACCCAACCUCUAUCUCUAUGCAAUAGCAAGUGCCGUCCAGGUUUUAGUAAGUGGAAAGUAGAAGGAAAGCCCUUUUGCUGUUAUCAAUGCCUUCGGUGUCCACAGGGGAAGAUCUCCAACAAGGAGGACAUGGAUGACUGUUUUCAGUGUCCAGAAGAUCAAUAUCCAAAUGAGAAUAAGGAUUCCUGUCUCUCCAAAGUUAUAACAUUCUUAAUGUAUGAAGAAACCUUGGGGGCUAUUUUAACCAGUUCAGCCCUUUUCUUUUCUUGGGUCACAAUUGGAGUCCUUUGGAUCUUUAUUAAGCAUCAGGAUACUCCCAUAGUCAAAGCCAACAACCAGAGCCUCACAUAUGUUCUCCUGGUUGCCCUCCUAUUAUCUUUUCUUUGUGCUUUGCUAUUCCUUGGGCAACCUGAGAAGGUGAUGUGUAUCCUUCGUCAGACUGCAUUUGGUCUCAUUUUUGUGGUGGCUAUUUCUUGUGUGUUGGCUAAAACCAUCAUUGUGGUUCUGGCUUUCAUGGCCACCAAGCCGUGGUUCAGAAUGACCAAAUGGGUGGGGAAAAGAUUAGCCAUGUCCAUUGUGUUGGGCUGCACCUUAAUUCAAGGCAUUAUUUGCACUAUAUGGCUGACAACCUCUCCCCCAUUCCCAGAUGCUGACAUGAAUUCAUUGGCAGAAGAAAUAGUUCUGGUGUGUAAUGAAGGAUCUGCCUUCCUCUUCUAUUCUGUCUUGAGCUUUAUGGGCUUUAUUGCCUCUGUCAACUUUACAGUGGCUUUCCUAGCAAGGAAAUUGCCUGAUGCUUUCAACGAAGCCAAGUUUAUCACAUUCAGCAUGUUGGUCUUCUGUAGUGUUUGGUUGUCCUUUGUCCCAACAUACCUGAGCACAAGGGGAAAAUAUACAGUUGCUGUGGAGAUCUUCUCCAUUAUAGCCUCCAGUGCUGGAUUACUGAUUUGUAUCUUUUCUCCCAAAUGCUACAUCAUUGUGUGGAGGCCUGAUCUGAACAAAAAAGAGCAGCUAAGAAGACCAAACAACAGAAAAAUAUGA